AAAAUUGUCAGCUUAAACGGAACAAAACUAAAAAGGGAAUUGUUGUUAAACCAAUUGUUUCAAACCAUUUAAACUCUCGAUGCCAAAUCGAUCUCAUUGACUUACAAACUAGACCAGAUGGUGACUACAAAUUUAUUUUGCUGCUAUGGAUGAAAUAAAACAAAAUCAAUACAUAUUGAUUUUUUUAGGUGAUUGAGGAAUUAGUCGGAAUGUGGCCUGACUGCCAUAUUGUGCAUGGUAAACCGAGACAUUCACAAUCACAAGGUUCAGUGGAGAGGGCGAACCAAGAUAUAGAGAACAAGUUAGCGUCGUGGAUGAAAGAUAAUAACUCGACAAAAUGGAGCGAAGGUUUAAAAAUCGUUCAAUUUCAAAAAAAUCGCUGCUUUCAUUCUGGUAUUGGACGCAGUCCUUAUGAAGCUUUAUAUGGUGUAAAAUGUAGAGAUGGUUUAAAUAACCUCCCUGUUUCUAUCACAAACAUUAAAUCCAUACGUACAGAAGAGGAACUGGAAACAUUAUUAUCUUCUAGUAAUGACACCGAGGAUAAAGUGGAAGAAGAUUCACAUCCUUCAAAUAAUUUUGUACCCGAUGAAAAAUCUACAGUCACUGAAGAGGAAAUGGCCGCCCAACAAUUGUCUGAUUUAAUUGAAAAUGCUACGCUGGUUAUGCUGCCCGAUAAUACUCAUAGGCCAGUUGUAUUCGCAGAUAAUACUGAAACCCCAAUUUUACUCGAACUUAAUACCGAAACCCCAGUUUUACCCGAAAAUAAUACUGAAACCCCAGUUUCACUCGAAGUUAACAAUAGAACCUCGGUUUUAUUUAAAGAACAAGCAAUGGCAUUGCUCUCUACUGAAACAACAGAAAAUGCUCUCAAUGAAUCAUUACCACAAAAAUGCUUAUUAUGUUCUGAUGAAAACGUGUGUGACCAUUGUCAGAAUAAAAACAAUAUUAAAGCGAUAAGGGAUUCAUGCCAGGAAAGUCUAAAAAGGCAAGCACAAAAAAUGCUACAAACUUCUCGCAAGAAAUUUAAACCAGGAGCCGUCGGCAUCUCCGUGAGAGUACCCAUUCCAGAUGUAGAUCGAAGUCGGUCAGAUCAUAGAAAUAUAUUGGGCGUAGAAGAUGAAUUUUACCGAAUUGGAACUGUUCACGGUGUUCUUAAACAGCUUUAUUCCCGCAACGAAUUUGAAAUAUGUAAGCAACAAUUUUUAAAGUUGGAAAAUGUCAAGACGGACACCGAAAUAACAUUACGAAGCGCUGCAGGAAAAUUUUCAGUAUCGGGUUCAACCCAAGGAUAUGUGCGAUGUCACUGCAAGAAGAGUUGUGCGAAUAAAAAGUGUAAAUGUCUUGCGUCUGGAUAUACGUGUAAUAGUAAGUGCCACAACAGUGCAACUUGCUCCAACAAAUAA
Molecule: messenger RNA, 1403 nt
Organism: Photinus pyralis (common eastern firefly)
Lineage: Eukaryota; Metazoa; Arthropoda; Insecta; Coleoptera; Lampyridae
Exons: 3
Coding region: 210-1403 (397 amino acids)
Biological process (GO): DNA integration
Molecular function (GO): nucleic acid binding
Source: RefSeq, a predicted model, not a curated record